Asparagus officinalis (garden asparagus) is the source of this 1333-nucleotide messenger RNA. RefSeq lists its product as uncharacterized. The record is from RefSeq and is a predicted model, not a curated record. The transcript has 5 exons. NCBI's taxonomy places the organism in Eukaryota, Viridiplantae, Streptophyta, Magnoliopsida, Asparagales, Asparagaceae. Gene Ontology annotation, molecular function: enzyme inhibitor activity. Bases 239 to 1111 code for a protein of 290 amino acids.
CCACCAUACCCUCUACUUCGAGCUCUGCGUCGCCUCCCUCUCUCGCUACGCCUCCUCACUGCACCAAAACCCCGUCCGCCUCGCUCGCAUCGCAACAAAACUCGCCUCCUCCCGCCUCCACUCCACCAUCAUCCACAUCUCCACCUUCCUCCGUACCAACUCCACCGCCACGGACCGAGAGGUCGCAGAGCUGAAGGACUGCGUCGACGCGCUGAAGACUGCAGACGAGCAGACGAGGAUGUCGGAGGCAGAGAUCAGGCGACUGGGGACGGAAGAGGGUAUGGAGAAGGCAGCAUGGAGGGUGUCGAACGCGCGGACGUGGAUGAGCGCGGCGCUGACGAACGAAGAGACUUGUACUGAUGGUUUUGAUGGGGAGGAGAGGGGGACGGUGGAGGAGGAUGUUUGUGGGAGAGUUGGAACGGUGAAGGAGCUUAGUAGUAUUGCGCUUGCUUUGGUGAAUUGUCUGGAUGAUUUCUUGCCGAGGACACCUACAUCAUUGGAGCAUAUUUUCAGGUCGAUAUUCUGUUUGCCUUGCUUGUUGGUUAUAGCUUGUAUGAGGGAUACAUUUACGUCGGAAGAGAAGAAGCUGAAAGAUCCGAAGAGGUUUUAUGCUCCUGGGAGGAUGUUUCAUAUCGUUGAGAGAAAAUCUUGCAGUUCUGUGAGAUUACCUCCAGAGGUGAGGACUGCCAUUCCAGUAGAAGGGAGAUUUGAACAUAUUGUGCUUUCUUGCAAUGCAAUUUGUGACCAUAGAAUUGUAUGGAUUGAGCAAGAGGCGCAAAAGGCUCUAGAAAUAAUGGAGCAAGCUGAUAAGAUGAAGACCCCUCCAACACAGCAAAAGAUGGAGAGAAAUCACUCUCUCGAAACAGAGCACAAGGAUGCAAUGGAAAGAGCACUGCUUCUGGAUGUACCCUAUGUGGCUUCCCCUGGAGAAUUUUGCGAAGAAAACAGCUCCUUGUCUCCUUUAGACAAGAAAAGCUUGUCUAGUGUUUCAAAAUCCAGCAGCAGGAGUGAUUGGGAUGGAUUGGUGGAGGAGCUCCUUAAUGAAGAAGAGAAAGUGGAGCAAGAGAAGCUGACAAUCGGCGAUAGUGCUAUUGCUAUAGUUGAAGGGUAAAUGUCCGCAGUACAUAGCGAGUGGAUAUUUCUUUUUCUUUUCAUGGUUGAAUUCUUUUUUUUUUUGAAAUAUCUUUAUUUUUUGUAUUAUAAAAUGGGUGUUGUUCAGUUUUAUGUAUAGGUUUUGCUGGGAAUGCAAUUGAACAGUCAAGUUAAUAGGAGUAGUGAUCUUUUCUCCAACCUCUAGUUUUUUAAACAUCUUAGCAAAAUUGAUUGUUUGCUC